Messenger RNA from Cephus cinctus (wheat stem sawfly), 3499 nucleotides. RefSeq names its product pleiotrophin. NCBI's taxonomy places the organism in Eukaryota, Metazoa, Arthropoda, Insecta, Hymenoptera, Cephidae. Gene Ontology annotation, molecular function: growth factor activity; heparin binding. The record is from RefSeq and is a predicted model, not a curated record. Gene Ontology annotation, biological process: mesoderm morphogenesis. Gene Ontology annotation, cellular component: extracellular region. The coding region runs from base 363 to 848 and encodes 161 amino acids. The transcript is spliced from 5 exons.
CAAGGACCGUGCCUGGUAGAAGAAGCUAUAGAGUAAGAAGAGCAUCGGGCAUGGCAGCACGUAACAGCCAGCAGCACCACCAGUUCCACUACUAGCAACAGCAGCAGCACCGCCACCACCGGCAUAAGAAUUAGAAUCAUACUCGGACUUGGAGUCAGACUCAGUCAAGAGUCAGUUUGCCUGGCGCAGUCGCCGUUCGCGAGUUGCACUACCAUCAUCAGCACCACACCACCACCGGCUGCUCCUAUCAACUCAUAUCAUCAACUGCCGAGCAUCGAACUGCCCCUGGAACGGUUCCUAUAUCAGUUCGCCUCCUCGAAACGGGCCGUCGCGCGAGUUAAUUUUUUUUUGUCUAGUUCAAAAUGAAGCUCUGGUGGAGUUUGUCGAUGGUGGGUGUAAUCGCCUUCCUCAUGGUGAUAGUAUCAGCAUCCGCUGAAGCAGAUCUCUGGGAGGAGGAUGAAAAGGAGGUGCUUGUAAGGACUGCUCGUGGAACCAAGGAACGAGCUUGCAGAUAUGCGAAGGAUGAAUGGUCGGAGUGUGAUGCUAAGACUAACACGAGAACACGCACCCUCAACCUGAAGAAGGGCGACAAAUCCUGUCAGGAGACUAAGAUUAUUCAGAAGAAAUGCAAAAAAGGUGUGGCGGCAAAAUCAGCAUGCCGCUAUGAGAAGGGUACCUGGGGUACGUGUAUCAACCAGGUAAUGAAGAGAGUCGACAACCUGAAGUCAAACAGCGAUUCAAAUUGUGACAAGACGCGCAGUGUCUCCAGGAGGUGUAAGCCGGAAACAAACUCGAAGAAAACUACCAAUAAAGACGAUCGGUCGAACAAGAAGUCAGGCAAGCAGUAAAUGCUGAAGGUAAUUAUUGUGCCUGCGGCGUUCUCCUUCAGCGACCGGUUUUAUGAAAACAGAUCCAAUGUUUUCCAAGUGUAACUUUUACCGAUCCAUCGUCUAAUUAUGACAUGGAUAUGCACGCAGCAAGUUUAAGUAAGAGGAAGAUAAAGAAGAAAAAGGGAAAAAAAUUUUAAAAACAAGAAUUCAUCAAAAAUACUGUUAUGGCCACUACUCCUCUCUGUCGUCUCGAUGGGGAUGCGCCUUUCCUGUUGGCGACUUUCACGACGUUGCAAACGUAAACUCUUGUUGUUGGGAUACCAAUAAUAAAUUACAGCCCUAGGAAAUGCGUAUCCUGAUAACUUUACGUCUACAUUGUAGACCAAGUUGCGAUAAACAAUAUCGAUUGAUUAUUAUUACUGUACGUGAACAAGAUUAACUGACCCUAAUAUGAUUGAUCGCGGUUGACGGUUCCGUAAUCGUCAUUCUCAUGGAUCCUCAUAUCGCGAUCGGAUAUUAAUCGCUUCCAUUUUGAGUGGCCAAAAUACCUUGUUAGUGUAACGAGAACUUAUCUCGGUCUUAUUGUUAAUUAUUUCGUUUAUAAUCAAUCAGUUUAUCGACAACGAGCCGGGGACAUUGUGGAGAAGAGAUGCACGUGUAUGACGUAACAAUAAUGCGAAAGAAGCGUGAAGUAAGGAAAACCUGAGUUACUCGUUUAGUAUCGAUGACAUUGAUCGGUAAUAGAAAAUAGGAAGGGAAGUGGUUGAUUAUUAUGACAAUGGAGUUUGAUUAAUAGAUAAUUCAUAAUCGGAACUUUUUUCAAAAAUUAUCUGUGGAGCUUUGUCAAGGUGAAGGGAAGGAGAAACCUUGGAUCGUAACAUCGUUAACGUUUAUCAUUGUUGAUCCGAGUGCAUAUAUUAAUUAGACUUUAUGGGGAAUCAUUUUGAAUUCUUUUUUAAAAUACAGUAUCAGUUUUGACAUAUUAUCGUAUGAGGUUUGGCCCUAUUUUACGUUACCGUUAGAUAUCGAUUAAUCUACAGGCAUUUAUUAUGAUUGGAUAUUUCUGUUUCAUUAUUAUAGAGAUACUCGUUCGAUUCUUGUAUCAGUUAUAUGUAUGUUAAUUUCAUUAUUAAUUGCACGCUGACUUUUUAUUCAUUAAUAAGCUAGACGUACUUGAAAUCAGGUACAAUAUUUGUUGUAGGAACAUUUAGGUUUUGAGUAAUUAUGUCGUAUCAUUAAUCAUCCCCGAGUUUAGAUUACAAACAGUCCGAGUCAAGUGUCAAGUGAAUACAUAAUGACGUCACUUCCGACGUGAAGUCUUAUCUAGACGGUGAAUCAUUAAUUAAAUCCUCGAAACUUUUCUAAAGGCACUUAUAAUCUUGGUAGACACACGAAGGCAAGAAUAAAAAAAAAAGGAGCAUUAAAAUCAAACCAUUAGCAAAUAUCCCAAUUCUAAUAAAAAUCACUAGGCAAUGAUCACUCAAGGACACGAAUCGUUCGAAUAUACAAAAUUGUAUUUGUUUUAAGUCUAGAUAAGAUAAUUAAGAUGUCUAAUGAUAAAAAGUCAGUCGAUGCAAAUAAAAAUUUAAAUAGUAUUCCGUACUGCUAUUAUUACCGAUGCGAAAAUGUAUUACAAUACUACACAACUGGUUGCGCAUAAAGAAAAAAUAGAAAAAAAAUGUUUUACAGUAUUGUACAUGCACGUGAUUGAUCAGUACUGACAGAAGGAUUUAUAGCUCUAGAUGACAUCCACCAUAUCAUCAUUAUGCAUAAAUUAAGUCUAUUAAUUAGUAUAAGAUAGCAUUAUCUAUGUUCUAUGGGCCCUUCUAUUAUUGUUAAACGUCUAUUAAACUUAAUAGAUAUCGUGCUUGACCUCUCUAUGUAGUAAGUAAAAGAAAGAAAAAAAUUAACAAAAAAAAAGAAUACACGAGUUUCUCAGUGUCUUUAAUAACUGCAUUGUAACAUAGCAUAGUAGGAAAUAUGCUAAUGAUUAGAAGUGUAAUAUCAUUUUUGUCAGAAUUUCCAUAAUACAUAGUCUCUCUAUAGAUACCUUGAUGUAUUUCACUUCAAGGAAACAAAUAACAGUGUUUACGUUUACUCAUUAGAGAUAAAGUAUGAUAAUUAUCCGCUUCGAAUGUUUAAAGCAUUAAUCAGAUAGCGUGAUAGAUAUUAAUGUAUAUUUUAAUGGGCAUCAAACUUUUUCUAAAAUGAAACUUUGUUUCAUUCAUUAUUUGUACUUGCAACUGUCAUUUUACCUCUUUCUCAGCAUUUCUUAUUUUAUCAUUGAACGCAUACACUUUUCCAUAACGAUAUUCGUUCAGGUUUUCGUUUUUUCUUUGUUGAUCUGGUUUUUACACAUAAAAAGAUGAAAGGAUCACGCUGCAUUGUUUAAUCGACAUUUUUAUUCAAUCAUAUAAUAUAGAUUAAGGCAAAAACAUGUUUUAUGUUUUAUGUUCGUUUUGCUCGCUGACUCGAUUUUGAGAUUUAUUAAUCACUGAUAACACGUAAUCUUUUGGAAUUGUCAGUAUUUUUAUUUCCAUGCUGAUACGUCAUUACUCUGAGGAAAAUUGAAUAAUGUAUCUACUUACUUAUUAAAUGAGCGUUUAACCAUUACACAUGUAAUAAAAAUCCAAUGUUGUCAAUAAAAAUAAAAAUUACAUGUAAACUAA